Triticum aestivum (bread wheat) is the source of this 757-nucleotide messenger RNA. RefSeq names its product formin-like protein 11. NCBI's taxonomy places the organism in Eukaryota, Viridiplantae, Streptophyta, Magnoliopsida, Poales, Poaceae. The transcript has 4 exons. The coding region runs from base 33 to 284 and encodes 83 amino acids. The record is from RefSeq and is a predicted model, not a curated record.
GAGACGAAGGCCCUCCAUCUCAAGGACCGACCAUGGCGCCGAAAGCGAUGACAAGCAAACCAGUGCCGCCGGCACGGCCUCCUGUCCCGUCUCCGGCCCCGGCGUAUACUGCGCAGGCGGCUGGGCAAAACGCGCCGUCUACAGCUAAUGGGUUGUCCAAGACGCCCCCUCCUUGCCAGAGCUACAGCAACAGCACGCAGAAUCGACCGCCGUUCAGACCCGGUGAAGAGCGUAGUACUACUGGUGGUAAAGUGACAGCCGCCAAGGCCAUGUCUUCUAAGUGAACGACCUACGUGCCUAGGCCGCCUUGUGCGGAAGAAGAAACAAGUGAAUCUUAGUUCGUCCAAGUCGUAUGUCAGAUUGAAUAAUGCCACAUCGGUUCUGUAUUGGAAGAAGCUCUGCAGAUAUCAAGUGUAGUUUGUGAAAGGGGUCACGUAAACAAGUAGUGGUUCAUUUGUUCAUUCAUGUUCGUUUCUAUCUAUAUUGUUAUUGGUUAAUUUAUUAUACAGUGGUCAUAUCAUAUAUGUAUAUACUGGAAUUGUUAUUGAAUUUGUUCUGAGAUUUUAUUUAGUAUACUUUUUAUGGACCAUAUUUAUUACUACAUAUUCAUCGCAUGCAUGUUUGCGUGUAGACUUAUCUUGGUCCCAAGAACAGGCUUCGAACUUCAAAUAAAUUAAAUGAUUUCUCCGUGGGGGGAUUAAAUUAACUACUGCUCUAAAACACGUUUGAGCUCCAUUAGAAUGGCUUGACAAGUAGA